AUGCGCGUCUCCAAUUUGCGGCUGCCCGAUGGCAUGCGCAACUUCAGCAUGCGCUUGGCUUCAAAGAUUCCCCAUCCUCACCCGAGGCGCAUCAUGCUCUACAUAACAUUGACCGCCAUGAUGGUCGGCAUGAUUGUCACGUUUACGAUGUACGACAGCCUCUUCUGGAGUGGCAAGCCCAAGAACACCGGCUUCGAUCCUCUGCUCUCCCGAACCAACGAUUACCGUCUCCUCACGAGCAGGCGGAAUAACCUGGGCUUCUACAAUACCAUCAAUGUCAAGAAGACGGGCCAGAAGAUUAUGAAUCCUACCCUCCUUGAACUGCCAAAGGGUAGCAAGCAUGACUUCCUGGUCAUCGCCCGCGCUCCCCACGUCGACCAAGAUAUCAAGGGCAAGAAGUACAGACGCGCCCAGCAAGUCGCCACCUUUGUUAGCCUUACCUGGGAUGCGUUCGGCCGGCCCGAGCUCACUGCGGACAACGAUUGGCACAAGAUGCUCGUGGAGGACUUUACAGAAGAGCAAGGCCCCGAGCAUCACUGCAAGCACCAGCCCGAUAUGGAUAAAUACAUUGGUCCCGAGGAUAUGAAGCUCUUCUGGAGGAAGAACGGCACCCCGAUGCUUAUCUUCACCCACCAAGUCAACGACGAGAACCUCUGCGAGGGCAUGUACAUCGUCGACGCCCGCGCUGCUGUCCCUGAGCUUGUCAAGCAAAUGGGCAAGCACGCAAAGGGAAUACCACCCAUCGAAUUCGACAAACCCAUCCUUCUUCGACGCCAGCCCCCCGAGGGUGAGGAGUCCGCGGCUCGAUACCAACGCGAGAAGAACUGGGCUCCUGUAUACAACCCCUUCAGCGAUGACGACGACGAGAUGAUGUUUAUGGUUGAGCCUAGCCAGCUGUACAAAUUCAACUCCUCCGACUCGCCCGUUGAAGACAUGGAAGCCGACGCCGAGUCAGCCGUGGACGAGCCUUUCCCUCCCGACAAUGAGGGCGAGACAUGGCACUCCAGCAGCGCAACCUGCAUGAACGACGUCAUGCUCACCGACAAGCGAGUCCAUCAAUCGACACCCAUGCUGAGUCUGACUCUGUGCAAUCGCGGAACCUGCGAACCUGCGGCGAACAAUACAGUCAUUAUGGGCAUGGUACAGAUGCGCUACGACCCUCCUCAAUACACAAACACGUGGUACGACCACCGAAUCGUCGUUUACUCGCCCGUUGCGCCCUUCAACAUGAUGAGCAUCAGCAAGAAGCUCACCUACCAUGGUGAGACCAACAGCAAGUACAUCUGGACCGGGAGUAUGGUGUACCACGGCGACCAGCCAGCGCAGCGCAGUCACGGCUUCCUGGACGACGAGAUUUGGCUGAGCUUCGGCAUUGGCGACUCCGCACCUGGGUGGCUGGACAUCAAGGCAGAGGAGUUGGUGUUGGACCACUAUUUCUGCCAAAACGCAACAUCGGACUACCGAUCCAGCAUCAAGCAGCAUUCAUCAUGA
Messenger RNA from Fusarium coffeatum, 1491 nucleotides. RefSeq lists its product as uncharacterized. The transcript has a single exon. The record is from RefSeq and is a predicted model, not a curated record. Lineage: Eukaryota; Fungi; Ascomycota; Sordariomycetes; Hypocreales; Nectriaceae. Bases 1 to 1491 code for a protein of 496 amino acids.